CCAAUAGUUUGGGCAGCUUAUUCUGAUGAAUUCGCAACAAGAAAAAAAGUAUUUAUCACUUCUCUUCUGCUAUUUAUUUCAGCAUCUGUGGUGUGCGCAGUCGCAACAAACAUUUGGUUGUUAACAGUAAUGCGCUCCAUUCAAGCUUGUGCUAAUGCUGCUGUAUUGCCACUUAGUGCUGGAGUUAUAAGUGACAUUUACGAUCCUCUCGCAACAACUUUUGGUGGAUUUAUAGCUCAAUAUCUCGGUUGGCGUUGGAUUUUUUGGAUUUUGGCAAUUUUUGGUG
Messenger RNA from Racocetra persica, 286 nucleotides. The record is from the annotation of a GenBank genome assembly. Lineage: Eukaryota; Fungi; Glomeromycota; Glomeromycetes; Diversisporales; Gigasporaceae.